AUGAAGAGCUAUGUGCCGAAUCCCGUGCCCUGCAGCAACGGUGGCAGGUAUGCAUCCAUUGCAGAGGCUGCCGCACAACAGAAUCCUCAGGCAGUCGUCGAGAUGCUGUCGCAGGGCCACAAAGCAGAGUAUCAGGACUCUGAUGGCAACACAGCUCUCCACUAUGCUGUGUGGUUCAGGCUAGAUUCACUGCUCACCCCGUUACUGGAACGAGGGGCACGACCAGACAUUCCCAACAAUUCCGGAGAAUGUGCCAUACACUGGGCUGCGAACUCUAGCAAUGUCAUAGCUUUGGAUGCGAUGACGAAGGCCAACCGAGCUCUUCUCUCGAUACGCAACCAUGAUGGCUUCACUGCCUUCCUUUUGUCCGCGCAGUCGGACAACUGCCCCGUGAUGGAGUGGCUGUACCUCAAAGGUGUCGGCUUGGAAGAGCAGGACGACUGCGGCAGAACUGCCCUGCAAUGGGCCUGCCACAAAGGCAACAAGAAGACAGUCCAGUGGUUGCUCUCGCGAUCUGCCAGCAUCGUUCACCGAGAUGGAGAAGGCAUGACAGCACUUCACCACGCAGUUUUGCAAGGACACACACUGGUCUUGGAAAUGCUCAUGGAAGUCGGGGCUGUGCACCUCUUAGAUGUCCCAGAUAACGCUGGCAAAACUCCGAUUGAACUCGCAAUGCGGCAGGGGAAGAGGCCCUUGGUGCUUGCCUUCCGCAAGUGCCAGGUCUUUAACUUUCUGUUCGGGCGGCCACACAUUUUCCAGACAAACUACGCAGGUCUCUUCGUGUGCUGCGCUGUCUACAACAUCAUCAUCUUUGCUUUCGUCAUAGCGCCGGCAAUUGCAGCUAGGAAUCCUGAAGCCGUCCUAAUCUGGUCGAUGCUCAUGGGGUUGUCUCUGCUGCUUUGGGUGCAGUGCCUGUUCUCGGAUCCUGGCUGGCUCCAGCGACGGACCAUACACUCCCAGAGUCAGCUGCUGGGCGACGAUCCCGCAAGGGCGUUUGAUGUUCAGCAACCGAUCGAGUCGCAGAUGGCUCACUGCGACAGCAUUCUUCAGCAUCUGACCUGGACAUGCGACGGCGAGAUCCCGGAGGUCACGAAGCUGGAGCUAGAGCAGAACAAGUACAACUAUCAGCGCCACCUUCUCCAAGAAGCACAGAAACGACUCAAGGAAGGCUGUGGCCUCCGUGACCCUCGAAGCCCAGCCUUGGGCGAAUCGCAGCCCCUGAUCGCUUCAAAUUUCAUUGAUGGGGGGUCCCGGCAGGCCCAGUUGGACAGAGCAACUGUGGCUCUACACGAGCGCGAACGUGCUGCAGUAGAAAACCUGGGCCACGCAAGAGUGGAGCACUUGCUGACACAAGGAGCUGUCGAGUAUCUGACCUUGGUGAACAAAGGCGACUUCAAGAAGGUGUGCGUCAUCUGCCGGACCGUACGAAAAUUUCGCUCGCACCACUGCAACGAACAAGGUCGAUGUGUCGAUCGUAUGGACCAUCAUUGCCCUUGGAUAGGCAAUAGCGUUGGCUUGGGCAAUCAGAGAUCUUUCUUUUCCUUCAUCAGCGUGCUUCUUGCCGCCCUCCUCUACUUCUACUACACAGUCUUUCUUUAUGCCGUCGACAAGGUGUUUCCAGAUAUCUCUCGAGGCUCCCUGACAAGUGGGUGCCUUGGAGCAGAGUUGCUACCAACUCUGGUUUUGAUUACGGCCGCGUUUGACGCAGUUUGGGUUUACUUCGUCGGAAUGCUUGUGGGCAGAACCACUGCCAACAUGAUGGUGAACCUAACUGCAUACGAAGUCUUGGUUAGACCCAGCCACGUGCUGCGACGCUUUCCCAAAACACGAGGAGCGUAUUGGUACCUCCAGGGUUUUGGGAUCAGAUCUGCCUUAUACAAUGUCAUUAGGUUCUGGACAUUAGACGACAGCGGAGAUGCGGUGGCUUUUCGUAGAACUCAAGAGGUGCAUGGCAAGCCUUCUCACUUGAUGGAAGAGCCCUGA
This is a messenger RNA of Symbiodinium sp. CCMP2592, 1983 nucleotides long. The record is from the annotation of a GenBank genome assembly. NCBI's taxonomy places the organism in Eukaryota, Dinophyceae, Suessiales, Symbiodiniaceae.